CUUUAUAUUUUCAUUUCACUCAGCCUCCACUUCCACAUUCACCCCCAAAUGAGAAACCUCCACCGUCCCCGUUCUUUCCGGCCACUCCCACCCAAUCCCACCACCGUCCCUCCACCGUACCCCACCACCCACCUCCAUCUCAACACCGACGAAACCAUAGUCUCCACUCUAACCACCAUCAUUCGAGGCCACCAAAGCUGGAACUCAUCCUUCAACAACACAUUCAUCUCCAACAACUUAAAACCCCACCACAUCGAAAAGGUACUCCUCAAAACCCUAGACGAUCCACGUCUAGCUUUACGCUUCUUCAACUACUUAGGCCUUCACAAACACUUCCACCACUCCACGACGUCGUUUUGCAUCCUCAUUCACUCACUCGUCCAAUCCAAUUACUUAUGGCCUGCAUCUUCACUUAUCCAAACCCUCUUACAACAAACUUCAAAUCCCAAUUCUGUAUUUGAAUAUUAUUACAAUACGUAUAAGAAUUUCAACUUUUCUAGACAAUUAGGGUUUGAUUUGUUGGUUAAUGCUUAUGUUCAAAGUAAAAGAUUUUUGGAUUCGUUUACGGUUUUGAAUUUGAUGAAGGAGAGGAGUUUGAUGCCUGAGGUUAGAACUGUGAGUGAUGUGUUUAACGGGUUGAUUCGAAUUAGGCGGUUCGAUCUAGUUUUGAGGUUUUUCGAUGAGAUGGGCAUUAGGGGUAAUGCGUAUAUAUACACUGCGGUGGUUCGGUGUUUGUGCGAGUUGAAGCGGUUUGAUAGAGCGAAGGAGAUGGUACAGUGGUUAUGGGUCGAAGGGUGUAACGGUUGUGAGGUGAAUAUUGUUAUGUAUAAUGUGUUGAUUCACGGGCUUUGUAAGGGUCGACGGGUGGACGAUGCGAUGGAGGUAAUGAAAGGGUUGGGUUUAAAGGGGUUGAAAGCGGAUGUGGUGACGUAUUGUAGUUUAGUUAUGGGUUAUUGUAAGUUACAGCGGUUUGAAACCGCUAGAACGUUAGUGGAUGAAAUGGUGGAGAUGGGAUUUGUUCCGAGUGAGGCGGUGGUUUCGGGAGUCGUCGAUGGGUUGAGACGAAAUGGAGAUGGUAUUAGUGCUUACGGUUUGAUACAAGAUUUGGAGCGCGUCGAAGUGGUGCCGAAUUUGUUUGUGUAUAAUGCGUUAAUUAAUUCGUUAUGCAAAGAGGGAAAUGUGGUUGAAGCGGAUAAUCUUUUUAGAAACAUGGGUGCCAAAGGUUUAGCCCCUAAUGAUAUUACUUACUCGAUAAUCAUUGAUUCGUUAUGCAAAAGAGGUCAGCUUGAUCGUGCGUGUGCUUUGCUUAGUGAAAUGAAUAAGUCCGGAAUUCAAACGUCUGUUUAUUCAUACAAUUCUUUAAUAAACGGAUACUGUAAGUCGGGUAAACUUACGAUUGCAGAAUCUCUUUUCGAAGACAUGGUUUACGAAGGUUUGAAUCCGACAGUCGUAACAUAUACAUGUUUAAUAGACGGGUAUUGUAAACAUAGAGAUGUGUACAACGCGUUGAGGCUUUAUCAUGAAAUGACUAGAAAAAAGAUUUUUCCAAACACGUAUACGUUUACUUCAUUGAUUUCCGGUCUUUGUAUAGCAAACAUGAUAUCACAAGCAAGUGAUUUAUUUCAAGAAAUGGUGAAUAAAAACGUUACGCCUAACGAGAUAACGUACAAUGUUAUGAUCGAGGGGUAUUGUCGAGAGGGCAACAUGGUAAAAGCGUUUGAGUUGCUUGACGACAUGGUGGAAAAGAGUCUUAAACCCGACACGUAUACUUUCAGAUCUAUAAUUACCGGUCUUUGUUCGAUUAACAAGGUUUCCGAAGCUAAAGAAUUUGUAAGUAAACUUAACAAGCAAGAUUAUAAGCUAAACGAGAUGUGUUAUAGCGCUCUCUUGCAAGGUUACUGUCGGUCCGGACGGCUUGACGAUGCAAUUACGGCUUGCGAUGAGAUGGCGAUGAACGAGAUUGACAUGGACGUCGUUUGUUAUUCCGUGAUUAUAAACGGAACCGUCAAACAAGGCGACGUUGCUAAAAUUGUUUAUUUUUUGAAAGAAAUGCACGAUCGAGGAUUGAAACCGGAUACUGUAUUAUAUACAAGCUUAAUCGAUGCUUUUGGAAAAGUCGGAGAUCGUGAGAAGGCAAUGGGGUAUUGGGAUAUUAUGAUUAGUGAAAAAUGCCACCCUAAUGUGGUAACAUACACCGUGAUCAUAAAUUGUUUAUGUAAAUUCGGAUUAGUAGAUAAAGCCGAGAUUUUAUGCAAGGAAAUGCUUGUUAACGGCAUUAUUCCAAAUCACGUGACAUACGGCUGCUUUCUCGACUGCCUUACUAAUUUAGGGCAUAUUCAAAAAGCGGUAGCCCUUCACAAUGUCAUGAUUGAAGGGUGUUUGGCAAACACCGUAACGUACAACAUUUUGAUCCGGGGGUUUUGCAAAAUGGGUCGAAUUCAAGAAGCUGUCGAGGUCUUGUUUGAGAUGAAUAAUAACGGUAUUAUAUCACCGGAUCAUGUGAGUUAUUCGACUAUUAUCUAUGAAUAUUGUAGAACUGGUGAGCUACAAGAAGCAAUAAAGCUAUGGGGUUCCAUGAUUGAUAAGGGUUUGAAACCGGAUAUAGUUGCGUAUAAUAUUAUAAUACAUGGUUGUUGUGUCGCUGGUGAGUUGACCAGAGCUAUUGACUUUCGGGAUGAUAUGAUAAAAAGAGGGAUGAAGCCGAAUACGGCUGUUGUCGUCUCGUAGGUCUCUAUAUUAUUGACACAGUUAAAUGCUAACUUCUCCUGGUCGUCUGGUGACACCAUCGAAAGCCAAUUACCUAAGCGCUUAAGGGGCUUUUGAUAACAGAGCUAUCUACCGUCAGCCAGUUUUAUGUGAUGAGGACAGGCGGCUCCUUUUUGAGAGUCCUUUGACUAGGAAAAUUCGUAUAUUUUCAGAAGGGUUCUGAGUGAGAGAUGGUGCUGAAAAAUGAAGCAACUGAGUCGGUGCUUCAAGACGAGAGGUAACCAUUUGUCUUGGUACGGGAUGAUGUGGAGGCUUUGGAUUAACCGAAACGAGAAGGUGUUCAAUGGCAAGGUGACUGACUACACAUACAAAAGUACAUAAAAGAAAGAAUUGGCGUUUCUACCGGUCAAAGAUCUCUCUAUAUGGGAGUGGAGAUUUUGGUCGCAGUUUAACACCGAUUCCUCUCGAUAAAGGAGUUUUAGUGUUUAAUUUUUGGUCUGAUGUUUAUGUUUUGUUCGUUUUUGUGUUCAGCUCCUUGUGCUGGUCAGUAUGUACUUGUUUUCUUUUUUUUUUUUUUUUUUUUUUUUUGUAUUAAUGUCAUCCUUGCUGUUAAAAGAAAACAUUAACAGAACUGCAAAGCGGUAUAUUUAUUUGCGAUUCUUGUUGUAAGAUUUGCACCAGUUUGAAACCAGAGGUGAUUGAUUAUAUUU
Messenger RNA from Helianthus annuus (common sunflower), 3416 nucleotides. Its product is annotated as putative pentatricopeptide repeat-containing protein At5g59900. The record is from RefSeq and is a predicted model, not a curated record. The coding region runs from base 49 to 2727 and encodes 892 amino acids. Gene Ontology annotation, molecular function: protein binding. NCBI's taxonomy places the organism in Eukaryota, Viridiplantae, Streptophyta, Magnoliopsida, Asterales, Asteraceae. The transcript has 5 exons.